AUGUGGUCUUCCGACGUAAACGACAUAGCAGUCAUGAUGUUGACUCUACUGAUAUCAGUCCUACUUUGUAUACUCCAGAAGGUACACCUCGAAAGGGGCAAUUCUGGUGAUGUGUUAACGGAAUGCUUGGAUGAAAUUCCAGAGGACGGAACCGACGGAUUGGCCAGAGUGGUUUCGUUGUUAGGCUUGGAGUUAGAAAAGGUUAAAACCAAAAUGAUGUCAGUGACAAACAAAAAAUGCUCAGAAAUACUGGUGUCUGCUGCCGAAGAAAUUCAUUCACAGCUGCAGAAUGUUGAGUCUCAGAUUCAGACAGAUUUAGUGAAACUAACAAGCCUCAAGACAUCUAAAAGGAAACAUCUGGAGACAAGGCUUGAAGGUCUACACUCCGAGGAUUGCGCCUUAUGCGAGGAAUUUGAUGUGGUUCGUGAGCAAUGGGCUAAGUUUUUUACCAACAAGUAUUUAUUAUUGGCUUUAGCGCGCUUGAUCGAGUUGGUUUAGUUGUUAUAGAAUAAAUUUUAUAUUAAAAUGUAUGUUUAUGUUGAAAUUGGAACAUAUAUUUAAAUGUAAU
Molecule: messenger RNA, 568 nt
Organism: Spinacia oleracea (spinach)
Lineage: Eukaryota; Viridiplantae; Streptophyta; Magnoliopsida; Caryophyllales; Amaranthaceae
Product: meiosis-specific protein ASY3-like
Exons: 5
Coding region: 1-498 (165 amino acids)
Biological process (GO): meiotic cell cycle
Source: RefSeq, a predicted model, not a curated record